GGAGCGUGGUCCUCGUUUGGCUUUUGUCUUGGACCAUCGAUCAAAUAUCUCCCCUUUCGAGGCACUGGCUGUUGCGACUGAUGCAUUCAAGAGGGAAUCAAAUGGACUGGUGUUUUGGAAACAAUGGAUCUGCAAUCACUGUAUACACACUUCAUUAGAUCGUGCUGCCGAUCAAUUCCGUUUUAACAUUGAAAGUGUUCAACAAAGCACUACCGGAACAUCACUGGAAGCUUGUCUAUGGAAAAGUCUCUUGAACCUCUUGGGAUUCAAGCGCUUACGUGAAAUGAAGCUGCUACGUAUCCAAUUCCAACAACUUCUGUCUCUUAUGAGUGAUGUGAUUCCAACUUUAGAUACAAUCACAACAUAUCAACAUAGGAUUGUUGCACCAGCAAUCUUCAGUGCUAUCAGGAGAGGGAACUUUGAAUUUGUUUAUUUUAUAGUCAAAGCAGAUUCAAACAUUUUAAGGUUCUAUGAUGAUAUUGAAAGAAGGAACAUAUUCCAUUGGGCCAUCCUAUGUCGUGAAUACGGGACCUUUAGCCUCAUAUGCAACAUAAAAAGAAAGAAUGUUCUACUAAAUAUGUUAGAUGAGUCCGAAAAUACCAUAUGGCAUAUGGCAGGGAAGUUAACAAAAAAUACUCUUGUCGAUCAAAUAAGAGGUGCAGCUUUUCAAAUGCAAAGAGAAGUUCAAUGGUUUAAGGAGGUGGAAAGCAUUUGCCCUCCCUCUCUUAAGGAAAGUUUAAAUAAAGAAGGUUUGACUGCCAGACAAUUGUUUACUAGAGAUCACCAAGAGAUGAGAAAAGAGGGAGAGAAAUGGAUGAAGAGCACGGCAACUUCUUGUACUGUGGUCGGUGCUCUCAUCAUUACUAUUAUGUUUGCGGCAGCAUUUACUAUUCCUGGUGGUAACAACCAAGAUACAGGCUUGCCAAUCCUUGUGCAUGACAAACUAUUUACACUCUUUAUAGUAACUGAUUCUGUGUCACUAUUUUCUUCCUCAACUUCAGUAUUGAUGUUUUUGGGAAUCCUCACAUCACGUUAUGCAGAAGAAGACUUUCUUAAAUCUUUGCCUAGAAAGAUGAUGAUAGGCCUUUUCACUCUCUUCUUCUCUAUUGCAACUAUGAUGAUAGCCUUUUCUGCUGCUCUUUUUCUUAUGUUACGUGGAAAAUAUUUGAUCGUCGUCCCUAUCAUUGGUUUGGCUAGUGUUCCCAUUAUUCUAUUUGUAUUAAUGCAAUUUCGCCUUCUUGGUGCAUUGCUUGUUUCAACCUAUGGAUCGGGCAUCCUUGAUAGAAAAAUAAAGCUUUCUUUUUAAAUUUUUACCUUAUUUCUUGUAAUGUUGUAUUGAUAUAUGGCAGACUAAGUAGAAUUGAUGAUUAUUUUUUGUUGGAACAAUA
Messenger RNA from Carya illinoinensis, 1388 nucleotides. RefSeq lists its product as uncharacterized. NCBI's taxonomy places the organism in Eukaryota, Viridiplantae, Streptophyta, Magnoliopsida, Fagales, Juglandaceae. The transcript has 5 exons. The record is from RefSeq and is a predicted model, not a curated record. Bases 284 to 1306 code for a protein of 340 amino acids.